Zygotorulaspora mrakii is the source of this 2898-nucleotide messenger RNA. It is a transcript of the gene PFF1, whose product is annotated as Pff1p. NCBI's taxonomy places the organism in Eukaryota, Fungi, Ascomycota, Saccharomycetes, Saccharomycetales, Saccharomycetaceae. The record is from RefSeq and is a predicted model, not a curated record. Gene Ontology annotation, biological process: proteolysis. The transcript has a single exon. Gene Ontology annotation, molecular function: metalloexopeptidase activity. The coding region runs from base 1 to 2898 and encodes 965 amino acids.
AUGCUCUCUGAGUUUUUGAAAUCUGUCUUUCGUUUCCGAAAAACGAAUCUGAGUGUGUUGCUGAGCACAACUUAUAUAAUACUUUGGUUGCUCUUCGCCUAUGAUAGAAGCAGUUACAAAUUUGCAGCGCCAAGUAACAACGAUUUUGAUGGAGCGCCUAUUUUAUUAGAAACAGCAUGGCUUGACCUUCAGGUGGUAACGAAGGGCUUUCAUCCAUAUUUUACAAAGGAUAACACUAGGGUCCAUGACUAUUUAUUAAAUCGUGUUUUAAACGUUACAAAAGCAGUCCCCUUUGCGCAGGUUUAUGAUGAUAUGCGUGAAAAAUCUUCUAUAGCCCUGAAAAGGAAUGAUGUUUUUAACCCCUCUUCUAAAAUAGAUCGAGCUUAUUAUUUUGAGUCGGCUAACAUUUUGGCCAAAAUUGAAGGAAAGAAUGUCGAAUUGCCUGGGAUCCUCCUUUCAGCCCAUUAUGACUCAGUACCAACCAGUCAUGGUGCUACCGAUGAUGGCAAGGGAAUUGUUUCACUCUUGGGUGUACUAGACUAUUUUUCAAGACAUCAGCCAGAAAGAACUAUCGUUUUCAAUUUUAACAAUAAUGAGGAAUUUGGAUUGUUGGGUGCUGAAGCGUUCAUGCGGCAUCCCUGGUCGAAGAUCGUGAGCUAUGUGAUUAAUCUAGAAGGAACUGGCACGGGAAGUCAAGCAGUUCUGUUUAGAGCUUCUGAUACAGCUCUUGCUAAAGUUUACCGGAAUGCAGUAAGGAAAGCGCCCUUUGGUACUUCGAUUUACCAGCAGGGUUUCAAUGAUGGUAGUGUUCGUAGUCAGACUGAUUAUGCAGUGUACACUAACUAUGGCUUACGUGGACUCGACAUUGCCUUUUAUAAACCUAGAGAUCUCUAUCAUACGAUCAAGGACUCCAUACAAUAUACUUCCAAAGAAGCUUUGUGGCAUAUGUUUCAUUCAACGUGGCAGUUGACGAAUUAUUUUUCCAGAAAUGAGGAAAUUGAUAAUGGGGACCUAACUCCUGCUAUUUUUUUCAGUGUGUUGGGACUCAAAUUCUUCGCCUUCAGCGCUCGUACACUCUUCAAAUACAAUUGUGUCAUACUACUUGCAUAUCCUUUACUAAUAUUAAUAUUCAAUAUUGCUGGACAGAAAAAUGACAAGGAGAAAAGGAGCUAUUGGAAUGUGUCGGUUCGGUUACCCCUUUCAUUUGGAAUUUCUGUUGCAAUCGCUUAUCUUACUCAGUUUGCCUUAACUACUUUAAACCCGUUUGUUCUAUCCCGUAGCUAUUUUCUGCCCUUAUUCGCUGUCGCAGGAGCAUUCAGUGUGGCCAACUAUCUUAUUCUGUCAUUUAUGGAAUACAUAUCACCAAUGCAAGACUUUAAAACUACUAUAUUUCACCAAGUUACCAUACUUUUAUGGUUUGUUUUGUUGAGUUCAACAAUAACAUUAUACAGAAAUGGAUACAAAGAAACAGGUGCCUAUAUUUGUACUUUCCUUUAUCUUUUAAUGUCGAUAGGAACAAUCCUGGGCCGUGUAUGCAAGAUUUUCAAGAAAGCUCAAAUUGAGGAAAAAAAUGGGACACGUAAACCUCUAUCCUCAUAUGGAACAGAUGAUAAUGCUGGUCAUUCAUAUGAGCAAUCGGCAGACGAGGACUUGGAAAAUGCCGGCUCAGCCGAAGUCGCAACUAAUGAUGCUAACUCCACUACCAAUGGUCAAAACGGGCUUGUCGAACAAUCAGAAUCCGAGCUGGACGAAAGGGCACCAUUACUAGAGAAUCGUUCACCUAAGGUUGACUCGGCCGCUGAGAGCAAAUUCAAAGGAAUUGCUAUUAAAAGUUUGAAUUAUGAUUGGAGCAUUCAGUUUUUGUUUGUUUUUCCAUUGGCGACGUUUAUUGUUUUCAAUGCUUUGGAUUUAACAUUGGACGCAGUUCAUCAAACAAUUCAAGAGGACAAAAUAGCGACAGCUUUUACUUGGAACAUUGUACUAAUUGGGGGUAUAGCUUUAUCACUUCCUUUGUUACCUUUCUUGUACAAGAUUAACUAUGUUUUAGGUCUGCUCUUAUCUUCAUUAUUCUUUAUCUCGGCUCUGUUAUCGAUCGUUUUAGCUCCAUUCACUGAGGAAGCACCACUUAAGCUGCGUUUCUCACAAGAAAUUGAUUUAUCAAAUAAAAAUGAGCCAAUCGUUGCAAUAUAUGGUAGACAAGGUGGAUUUAUUUCAUCAAUGCUAAAUGAUUUACCAAGCAUAAAACAAAAUAAUGAGACUGUUUGGUGUGAAGAUCUAUCAAAUGGUAUGGAAAAUUGCUUCUAUCGCGGUCUUUCCCCCAGCUUGGUUGAUUCGGAUACAUUCAUGGGACCAAAUGAUCUUAUGUCCAUCAAAGUUUUGGAAAAUGACAGAACAUCGCCCGAUAGAUCUUUAUAUGCUCCAAUCAAUGCACGGUUCGAAGUGAAAGUUAAACAAAAUAGAGCAUGCAGUUUAUGGUUCAAUAGUUUAACUCAAAAAGAUUCUCCGGUCAGACAGGUAACUAUCUAUAAGAGUUGGCACUACGAAAAAAAUGAAACAGAAUCUGAAGUCAUCAGGAUCAACACCGGGAUCGAUCAGCUGCAUCUUUACAAAGUUGACUUUGAUAUGCCAUAUUAUGAUAUUGGAGUUCAGUGGCUACCAAAAAUCGUGACAGCUGACCCAUCUAACACAAUUGUAGAGCAAGAAAAAGGUGAUGAAGAUAUUCUUGGAGUUACUAUAAAAUGCUAUUGGGCUGAAUAUGAAACAGAAUCCAUUGUCUCGGGUGAACAUUAUAGAAAAGUACCUGCUUUUGACGAGCUACUAGAAUACGCGCCUAUAAAUUACUCAUUUGCAAAUGUCGACAAGGGAUUAGUUUUCAUAUCUGAUGAAAUUAAAUUAUAA